AUGUCAGAAGGAUUCGCGAUCGAGCUCUACUUCGACCCAGCGCUCGAAAACCAAGUCUUGAAAGCUUGGAACGUCUUCGCUCGCCGUCAAAUCAGUACCAAAUUGAUCAACACCGAGUCUCGUCCACACAUAACCCUCUUCUCCACUUCUUUCCUCGACUCAUCCAAGCUCGAACCCAUCAUCAAAUCCAUGGCAUCGAGGCAGGAGCCACUCUCGCUCUCUUUCUCAUCGAUCGGAAGCUUCUCGAGCGACAACAACGUACUUUUCCUCUCACCCACACCUUCUCUCUCGCUUCUUCAGCUUCAGGUUCAGUUAUGCGACGCGAUUAAGAGAGAAGGUGUUGAGAUUGGGGAAGAGUAUCGUACUGAUUCGUGGGUUCCGUUUUGUCCUGUGGCUAUUGAUGUACCUAAAUCUCGUAUCUCUGAGGGUUUCUCUGUUUUGAGGGAAUUGAAGCUUCCUGUGAAUGGUUACGCCAUGGAUAUUGGUCUUGUUGAGUUUUCUCCUGUUCGUGAAGUCUUCUCCUUUGCUCUUGGUAACAAUUUGGAGUCUUGA
Messenger RNA from Arabis nemorensis, 552 nucleotides. Lineage: Eukaryota; Viridiplantae; Streptophyta; Magnoliopsida; Brassicales; Brassicaceae. The record is from the annotation of a GenBank genome assembly.